CACCUUGCCCAUCAAGAAUAUAUCCACAUUCCUCCAGGUGCCUCGGUAGUCUGAGACUCCUUUCCUGUUGGGGACAUUUGAAGAGACCAGACCAGAGGUAAAUACGUGGAUCAGCGGCCCUGAGAGGGAGUCGGUACAUUCAUGAAGACAAUCUGUAUGGAAUAACAGAAACUAACCAAAUCAAGCAAACCAGAGGAAAUGGCAGAGAAGAAAUUUUUUUUUCAUAUCUGCUGGCUGCUCCUGUUGGUGCUCCAAGUCACUGCACCUUCUUCAGCUCAAAACGCCACAACAUCUCCGGCUAACACUACCACCCCAUCAGCUCCAAAACCGAAGCCCUCUGGCUAUCGGACUCUUCCAGUUGACGUUAAAGUGGCUGUGGGCGAGCCUGCAGAGUUUAGGUGUGGAGUGUCUGAAUCAUAUAAGAACCUUACGUUCACUUUCUACUGCAGUCAUGGAAACUACACUCUCACCUGCCCUGGUGGCAAGGUGGAGGACAUUCCCGAGGCUCUGUAUGGAAGCUGUGAAGUAAAGAAUGGUGAACUGGUGGCUAUUUGGACCCUCAAAGGAACCUCCUACUCUGACAACAAUGCACGAGUCGUUUGUCAUCAUUCAAAGGCUUCAGAUCAAUGCACUGCUGUCCUGCAUAUCUAUGAUAAUGGUGCCAGCAACGCUGUCCUCAUCGGGUGUUUGAUUGGAGGAUUCUUUGGGGCCCUUCUGGUUUUCGGCCUCAUUUUUCUCCUGCUGCCGAAUUCUUUCAUCCAUCAAAACUGUCUUAGUGAAGGUGAAACUGAAGACGACCUGGAUGCGAUUGUAAAAGAAUGAAGAAAAAAAGAGAAAUGCAGUUUAGAUAAACUGCCUUCAUCUGUAAAUGUGUGCUUCUAAAUCCAGUUUAACUGAGGUGAUGCUCAUGGUAACCGUUUUCUACAAAUUAUUUUUACUUUCCUCUGAGAGCUGCUUUCCAUCUUCUACAUUUAAUCAUUGGAUGAUGGACAUAUUUACUAAAAAAAAUGCUACUGUUGUGUGUUGUGCACCUUAAAUGCAGUACCCCAAUUACCCCACAUGAGGGCAGCAUUUUUAUGAAGCUAUUUUCCCAUCAACAGAAUGUGAAUUAAAAACUGUCAAACUGCAAACAGCACAUGUGGCUUUUCUAAACUAACGAGGUGUUACUAUAUUUUCUUUCUGGUUUAUGCUUCAUGAAGCAUCAGUUUGGUCUGAUUCCAAAGGAAGCUGAAGCUAUUUUCUCUUCUUCUCAGUUUUUAGUAUCAGUUUCAGUUAAUUUGAAUAAAGUUACAUCAACGCAAGUAAAGAUGAGUUGGAUGUGAUCAUGUUUGCUUGAAACGUGCAGAACUGAAGUCAACCCUGAUAGACUACAAGAUAAAGCAGCUCUGGCCCACUUUUUACCCAAUGUUACAUAAAUGAGAAUCAACUAAUUACCACAGUCAAACAUUAUCUAAAUAUUCAAAUGAUUCUUAACAUCUACAUAAACACUCUUUGGUAUACUUACACGUACAAUAUUCCUUCUUGUACAAUCACACAUUGUUGGACAUAUAGGGAGCCCCGUGUUUAGUGUCUUAGGUGUGGACACAUUAAUAUCUUUAAUAUGGGAAGAUGAUCUCUGAUCCACUUUAGUCACAGCUGUUUAACUCAAAUGUCUAUUUAUUGUUAACAGUUUUCUUUACCUAUUUUAUAUGGAUCCUACUUACCUCUUUAAUUUCUAAUAUUUCAUAUGAUUCAGUGCAUUAAAAUACUCUUCUUGUUUAUAUUUGUAUAUCCUGUGUAGCUGACUGUGACUCAGUUUCAGUGAAUAGACAGGUCCAUGUAACACAAAUAAAGCUGCCUAAUAUAAAA
Molecule: messenger RNA, 1848 nt
Organism: Cyprinodon tularosa
Lineage: Eukaryota; Metazoa; Chordata; Actinopteri; Cyprinodontiformes; Cyprinodontidae
Exons: 6
Coding region: 199-822 (207 amino acids)
Source: RefSeq, a predicted model, not a curated record